CCCAAACCAGAAGCUCGCUCACUGGUCAGGAAGCGCGAAACACUCCGGCCUCCACAGCUGAGUCGAAAAGCCAUGUCCCUCCUUCCCUCCACCUCCAAGCUUUGCUCUUUCCACCCUCCAAACUCUAUCCCUACCCGCGUACUCCCUUAUCCUCGUCCCCAAACACUCCGAAUCCUCGGCGCCAAGAGGGCCGGCAAGCGGAGGUACCCGUCGGAGAAGAAGGAGCUGAAACUGAAGCAUAAGGAAAUCGCAGGGGACGUCAAGAACAAGUACGAGGGCAUCUGGAGGCUGUCCAAGCUCGGCGUCUCCGUCGACAAGGACCCGGGAAAGGACUUUCUCGGCGUCUCCGAUGGCUUGCUCGAACAGAUUGCCAAAGUACUCGAAUUUCCGGUUCCUUCGAUGCUGCCGACGGAGGCGUUCACGGUGGUUCGGAAAUCUUUUGAUGCAAGGAAGAGGCUGAAAGAACCGAAAUUCGUAUACAUUGUGGAAAUGGAUGUCGACAAACUUCUGAGUCUCGAGCCUCGUGCUUGGGACUUCAUUUCUGAGUUGGAGCCGAAAGUUGGGCUAGUAGAACACAUGCCUGAAGCUAGAAAAUCUGGAGAUUUGAUCAAUAUAAUACAGGACUUUAAGAAAGUCCAUCAAGGUAUAGUUUCAAGAGGAAGUGGCAAUAACAGGAGCAAUGGGUCUGAAGGAUCACACACGCAUCCCACAGCUAAAAAACCAAAAAUUGCGGUGGUGGGUAGUGGACCAUCAGGGCUGUUUGCCGCCCUUGUUCUUGCAGAAUUUGGUGCAGAUGUUACGUUACUAGAAAGAGGUCAGCCCGUUGAACAGAGGGGCCGCGACAUUGGCGCUCUGGUUGUCCGCCGGAUGUUACAAACAGAAAGCAAUUUUUGCUUUGGGGAGGGUGGUGCAGGUACCUGGAGUGAUGGAAAGCUGGUGACAAGGAUUGGAAGAAACAGUGGCAGUGUUUUGGCGGUUAUGGAAACGUUAGUUCAUUUUGGGGCUCCCGAAGGAAUCUUGGUUGACGGAAAGCCUCAUCUGGGAACAGAUAGAUUGGUUCCAUUACUUCGCAAUUUUCGGCAACAUCUGCAACAGCUGGGUGUUACCAUAAAGUUUGGGACUAGGGUAGACGAUCUCCUUGUAGAUAACGCACAAGUUGUAGGUGUCAGAGUUUCUGAUUCGGCUGACAAUAGUCAGAAAUGGGGAUAUGAUGCUGUUGUUCUAGCUGUUGGGCAUUCUGCACGCGAUUUUUAUCAAACACUUCUAUCUCAUAACAUAGACUUGAUCCCGAAAGAUUUUGCUGUUGGCUUGCGUAUUGAGCAUCCUCAAGAAGUAGUAAACAGCUUACAGUAUUCUGGAUUGGCAACUGAGGUUCGCAGAGGACGUGGUAAAGUGCCAGUGGCAGAUUACAAGGUUGCCAAAUAUGUUAGUGGAAAGGAUGGGGAAGAACCUUCAGGGGCAACAAGUCGUAGUUGCUAUUCCUUUUGUAUGUGUCCUGGUGGUCAGGUUGUUCUCACUAGUACAAAUCCAUCUGAAAUCUGUAUCAAUGGCAUGUCAUUUUCUAAACGUGCGUCGAAGUGGGCAAAUGCUGCACUUGUUGUAACAGUCUCAGCGAAAGAUUUUGAUGUUUUGAAUCUCUGUGGACCUCUUGCUGGGGUUGAGUUUCAGAGGGAAUUUGAGCAAAGAGCAGCUAGAAUGGGCGGGGGGAAUUUUGUGGUGCCAGUGCAGACAGUUACGGAUUUUAUGGACAAUAAGUUGUCAGUGACUUCUGUGCCACCAUCAAGUUAUCGAUUAGGAGUGAAGGCAGCAAAUCUCCAUGAGAUUUUCCCCAUUCAUAUAACAGAGACGUUGCAGCAUUCACUCUCUGUGUUUGACAAAGAGUUACCAGGUUUUAUAUCCAAGGAGGCCCUUCUUCACGGAGUGGAGGUAAUCCCAGUAUUUAAUAUUUGUUUUAACUUUUAGUUUCUUUUUAUAUUAACUGGAUAUUGAUCGUGUUACAUAACAAAUAAUCUGGUUGUAUCUC
Molecule: messenger RNA, 2023 nt
Organism: Malus domestica (apple)
Lineage: Eukaryota; Viridiplantae; Streptophyta; Magnoliopsida; Rosales; Rosaceae
Source: RefSeq, a predicted model, not a curated record